AUGCGAAUUACGACUUACUGGGUUAUAUACGCUGCGACGAGCAUCGUCAAACUCUCAUCUGGCUUUGACUGUUUCGAAGACGAGGAUUCUGGCAAACAGAAUAUAGUCACAAAGAUCUAUGAAAAUAUUGGUUCCAGUGACGGAAAUCGGGAUGAGAAGUUGCGCGUUGUAGCUCGCACUUUCACAGCGGGCCGUUGUUUCUCCCCGACAUUAGAAGAAGGAGUUGGCAAGGAGACGCCGAGCCACUUCUAUAGAAGUUUUGAGGAUCUCAUCGAGUGGUUGCGUGCUUCACCAGCAGAGUUGAACCGCUUGAGCGACAAUGCACGUAAAUGUCGAUUUGAAGCAGAAGACCUUUGCUAUCAGCGUUGUUUUUUCUGGACUCGAGAAAGAGAUUUUGGUCUUGGCCCGCAGUGUAUGCGUGCUGGCGAUAUCGUCGUGGUGCUUUAUGGUGGCCAAACGCCGUUUGUGUUACGACCGAAAGGCGAUAAGUACCUCUUUCUGGGCGAGGCAUAUGUGGACAGUAUCAUGCAUGGAGAGCUUAUGAAGGAAGUCGAAGAAGGAAAUCGACAAGAACAGGAAUUCUGUCUCAUCUAA
Molecule: messenger RNA, 594 nt
Organism: Alternaria atra
Lineage: Eukaryota; Fungi; Ascomycota; Dothideomycetes; Pleosporales; Pleosporaceae
Exons: 1
Coding region: 1-594 (197 amino acids)
Source: RefSeq, a predicted model, not a curated record